UUCCUGGCUGCUUCACUCACAUGCUGGACACGGUGAGACUGUCCCACGCAUGAACCGGCUCUGGAGUAGAUCUUAGCUGUGUAUUUAUCGCUCAAUUCAUUAGUCGUAGGCCUGUUUGUAUUGAAUAUAGUAAAAACUAAGGAGGAUAUUGUCUUUAUUUUUCUUGACUUCGAAUUUCCUCAAUCUGUGUUUGUGGGUCAGCCUGCUGUGUCUGUGAGAGAAGAGCAGCAGGAUGAUUGCAGCCCAACUACUAGCCUACUACUUCACUGAACUCAAGGAUGACCAGGUUAAAAAGAUUGACAAGUACUUGUACUCCAUGCGCUUCUCUGAUGAGACGCUACUGGACAUCAUGCAGCGGUUCCGCAUGGAGCUGGUCAAAGGACUGGGACGUGACACCAACGCCACCGCAUCUCUUAAGAUGCUGCCAACAUUUGUGCGCUCCAUCCCAGACGGCUCAGAAAAAGGAGAUUUCAUCGCAUUGGAUUUGGGAGGAAGUGCCUUCAGGAUCCUUCGUGUCCGAGUGAGUCACGAGAAGAAGCAGACAGUUCAGAUGGAGAGCCAAAUCUACGACACACCCGAAGACAUCAUACAUGGCAGCGGAACAAGAUUAUUUGACCAUGUGGCCGAGUGUCUGGGUGACUUCAUGGAAAAACACAACAUUAAAGACAAGAAGCUGCCAGUUGGCUUCACCUUCUCCUUCCCCUGCCAACAAACCAAACUUGAUGAGAGUACCCUGAUAACGUGGACAAAGCGCUUCAAGGCGAGCGGGGUGGAGGGCAUGGAUGUCGUUAAGAUGCUCAACAAAGCCAUCAAACAACGAGGAGACUACGAAGCUGACAUCAUGGCUGUAGUGAAUGAUACCGUGGGAACGAUGAUGACCUGCGGCUUUGAUGACCAACGCUGUGAAGUCGGAAUUAUCAUCGGAACCGGUACCAACGCCUGCUACAUGGAGGAGUUGCGUCACAUCGACCUGGUAGAGGGUGACGAAGGCAGGAUGUGUGUGAACACUGAGUGGGGGGCAUUUGGAGACGACGGCCGGCUGGAGGACAUCAGGACAGAGUUUGAUCGAGAGAUUGAUCGUGGCUCUCUCAACCCCGGCAAACAGCUUUUUGAGAAGAUGGUCAGUGGGCUGUACAUGGGUGAGCUGGUUCGUCUCAUUCUGGUCAAGAUGGCCAGAGAGGGUCUUCUGUUUGAGGGCAAGAUCACCGCUGAGCUGCUUACUAAAGGGAGAAUUGAGACCAAGCAUGUCUCUGCCAUUGAGAAGAGUAAGGAGGGAUUAACCAAAGCCAAAGAGAUUUUAACCAGACUCGGUGUAGAGCCCUCAGCUGAAGACUGCAUCGCUGUUCAACAUGUUUGUACCAUUGUGUCCUUCCGCUCUGCCAAUCUGGUAGCGGCGGUGCUGGCGGGCAUCCUCAAGAGGCUCAAAGAGAACAAAAGUGUUGCCCGACUCCGCACUACUGUUGGCAUUGAUGGAUCUCUCUACAAGAUGCACCCACAGUAUGCCCGACGUCUUCAUAAGGCGGUUCGCCGACUGGUCCCCGAUUCCGAUGUGCGAUUCCUCCUGUCUGAGAGCGGCAGUGGAAAAGGAGCCGCCAUGGUGACAGCUGUGGCCUACAGACUCGCUGAGAAGUCUCGACAAAUUGCACAAACUUUGUCAGAGUUCCGCCUGACGACAGAACAACUGCUAGAGGUAAAGAACCGCAUGAGGACUGAGAUCCUAAAUGGCCUUUCUAAGGACACACAGGCUUCUGCCACUGUCAAAAUGUUGCCAACAUUUGUAUGCAGUACUCCUGAUGGCACAGAAAAUGGUGAUUUCUUAGCUUUGGAUUUGGGAGGAACCAACUUUAGAGUUCUGAUGGUGAAGAUUCGUUCCGGGAAAAGGAGAACUGUGGAGAUGCAUAACAAGAUCUAUGCCAUUCCCCUUGAAGUGAUGCAGGGUACAGGGGAGGAGUUGUUUGAUCACAUUGUUCAUUGUAUAAGCGACUUCCUGGACUACAUGGGGAUGAAGAACGCUCGUCUUCCUCUAGGCUUCACCUUCUCUUUCCCUUGCUUACAGACCAGCUUGGAUGCUGGCAUCCUGGUGGCGUGGACCAAAGGGUUUAAAGCAACAGACUGUGAAGGAGAAGAUGUGGUGGGGCUUCUGAGGGAGGCUAUUAAGAGGCGAGAGGAGUUUGAGCUGGAUGUUGUGGCCGUGGUCAACGACACAGUGGGAACCAUGAUGACCUGUGCCUACGAGGAACCGACUUGUGAGAUCGGACUCAUUGCUGGCACCGGCAGUAAUGCGUGUUAUAUGGAGGAGAUGAGGAACAUUGAGAUGGUAGACGGCGAUGUAGGGCGCAUGUGUGUCAACAUGGAGUGGGGGGCCUUUGGCGAUAAUGGCUGCCUAGACGACAUCAGGACGGAAUAUGACCGCACCGUGGAUGACUUCUCCCUUCACCCGGGCAAACAGAGAUACGAGAAAAUGUGUAGCGGCAUGUACCUUGGUGAAAUAGUGCGAAACAUACUAUUAGAUUUGACCAAGAGGGGCUACCUAUUCAGAGGUCAGAUUUCAGAGACACUGAAGACCAGGGGCAUCUUUGAAACAAAGUUCCUGUCUCAGAUUGAGAGUGACAGACUGGCUUUACUUCAAGUGAGGUCCAUCUUACAGCACUUAGGGCUGGACAGCACCUGUGAUGACAGUAUCAUUGUCAAGGAGGUAUGUGGAGCCGUGUCACACCGUGCCGCUCAACUCUGUGGGGCAGGGAUGGCGGCAGUGGUUGAUAAAAUCAGAGAAAACCGUGGACUGGACCAUUUGAACAUCACGGUCGGAGUGGACGGGACUCUGUAUAAACUGCAUCCACACUUCUCCAUCAUCAUGCACCAGACCGUCAAAGUGCUGGCUCCUCAGUGUAAUGUCAACUUCCUGUUGUCAGAGGACGGCAGCGGCAAAGGAGCGGCGCUCAUCACGGCAGUGGGCGUCCGAAUGAGACAAGAGCUGAACAACUGAUAACUUUUGACAGUUCCACGUGUCUCCUUCCUGCUCUGUCCUCACUCAACCAAAGCAGACCAGGGAACACCCUCUCCAGUAGCCGCUUUAGCUUUUACUCCAUGUGGCAGAAAGAAGAGAGCUUUCUCUGCUAUUUAGCACAAUCACCAUACUAGUACAAAACGAUGAUAGCUUUGCACAGUUCCAAUAUUGCUGUGGUGUGUAAUGUCGCCACCUUGAGGAUUAUUUUGGUAACUGCAGGAUGUCACACUAGACAAAGGAUGUCCAAAUGCAGUUUCCCCACGAUGCAUUAAUGUUGUUUCAUGAUGUUUAGUAGCUGCAGGGUCGUUCUUUAAAUUAUUGUACCAACAUCACCACAAUGUGUCUGCACAAAAAGACAGCAAUAUGAUAUGAAGUGAAAACAAUAAUAUACACAAUAUGUAAGGGGUUUGUUUUUUGCUUUAAAGCUUUUAAGGUCUUAUCCAGAUAUAAAAAUCCAUUCUUUUACAUACGAUACUGUUAUUUAUUCUAUUUUUACAUCAGGGGGUGAUGAAAACGUUACUGCUGCAAUCAAAAAGUUGAUGUUUAUUACAUAAGGUGCCUCAGCCUGGAAGGAAGUGUGAACAUGGAGGGAUGUCACAUGCCUAUAUAAUGAAUAUACUGUACUGUAAGAGCUCUUUGUAUUUUACCAAGUAUUUGUACAAUUCCCAGUAUGCUGCUGCUGUCUAUAAGGCAUGCGAAUCAAUCAGUUUCUUAGCAACGUGAAAUGAAUGAAACAUAAGUGUAUGAGGUGCUAUCAUGGGUGCCAGUGGACCACCAGUGGCCAAAAUCUGUAGAAGAACCGUACACUUGAAUUGGAUUUGAAGCAUUCUAUUCUUUCUCACCUCUUGUUUAAUAAAUGCUCCUAAAAUCUCAGGAGCAUGAUGUUCCAUGAAGUAGCCCAAAUCUUGCACAUGUAUUUAUGUAAUGACUUCUCUUUCCCUUCAUUUUGGCUUAUGGCGUUCCUCAGGGCUCCAUCGUUGGUCCACUAAUAUUUUUGAAGCUAUUUUAACAUUCUCCAAAAAUACAACUGCACUUUCAAACUCUUGAUGGUCUCAAGAACAUUUAUCACCUCUUUUUACAACUCGGAUGAUGAUUCUCGGAUGGGAGAUGUGCAGCACAGGAUGACAAAGUUUAAAGCUGCUAUAGUGUUGUAUGGGAUAUUUUGACAGAACGUUAAACAUCACAUUUAUGUGGACAGGACAAGCUCAAUGUAAUCGGAACUCCAAUGAAUGACAUGUUUUCCAUCAACAAUCACUCCAUCCACACUGUCUUUGUCACAUAAAUACUUGAAUCUGUCCAACACUGUCAACCAGUCCUUCACUAAAUAAAAUCAAUCCUAUGUCAGAAGGAGCGGCAUUCAUGUGUCAUUU
Doryrhamphus excisus (bluestripe pipefish) is the source of this 4377-nucleotide messenger RNA. RefSeq names its product hexokinase-1-like. The record is from RefSeq and is a predicted model, not a curated record. Gene Ontology annotation, biological process: carbohydrate phosphorylation; glucose 6-phosphate metabolic process; glycolytic process. NCBI's taxonomy places the organism in Eukaryota, Metazoa, Chordata, Actinopteri, Syngnathiformes, Syngnathidae. Gene Ontology annotation, cellular component: cytosol; mitochondrion. Gene Ontology annotation, molecular function: ATP binding; mannokinase activity; glucokinase activity.